Messenger RNA from Brassica oleracea var. oleracea, 927 nucleotides. RefSeq names its product mitogen-activated protein kinase kinase kinase ANP1-like. The record is from RefSeq and is a predicted model, not a curated record. Lineage: Eukaryota; Viridiplantae; Streptophyta; Magnoliopsida; Brassicales; Brassicaceae. The transcript has 2 exons. The coding region runs from base 1 to 927 and encodes 308 amino acids. Gene Ontology annotation, molecular function: protein kinase activity; ATP binding. Gene Ontology annotation, biological process: protein phosphorylation.
AUGGCGGUUUCCGGUUACCUUGAUCUGCGGUUGAUGGUGAUGACGAGCUUGACGACGUACUGGCUUGUGGUGGCUCUGGCAAGGACUCCUGGUGGUGCUCAUGGUGUUGUUUACUUAGUCAUACAAAAUGAUUAUGUGAAUGGUGAUGCUUUGCCAUCAAAAAUCGCCAUCAAAAGUCCACCUAUAUCAUCUUCCUUCAGUCUUUGUGAUGAAGAACGAAUUUUGAAGGAUCUUUCAUCUCCUCAUGUUAUCUCUUACUAUGGUAGUAAUAUAACACCAGCUGAAACUCGACCCCUAGGGUGCGACUACAACUUAAUCCUUGAGUAUUGUUCUGGUGGGAGUAUUGCAGAUUUUAUCAAGUUCAGAGGAACAGGGAUGGUGGAGUCCGAUGUUCAGCUAUUUGCUCUACACAUCCUCAAAGGUAUCAACUAUGUACACUCAAAGAAGAUCGUCCACUGUGAUAUUAAACCAGCUAAGCUCAAACCGGUUAAUAGCUCAUCUAUACUUGGUUGUUUAAUGCCUAAUGGAUUUGAGCCAAAGCUUGCUGAUUUUGGUUUAGCAUUGAGAAAAACUUCAGAUGAGUAUGGGGAUGGUUGUGGGUUUGCAAGAGGGACACUAUUGUACAUGGCUCCAGAGCUUUUAUGUUCUGGAAAUUUGGAUUAUUGUGCUGAUAUAUGGUCCUAUGGAUGCACUAUUUUAGAAAUGUUUACUGGUAAGAAGCCUUGGAGUGAACUUGGCUUAACUGACAGGAAGGAAUUGAAAGAUGUUAUUGGCAACAGCAGUGUCUUACCUGAGCUACCCAUGUGGUUAUCUGAUAGUGCGAGAGACUUCUUAGGAAAGUGCUUAAAAGAUCCUCAGAAAAGAUAUGACUCUAUGUAUUUGCUGGAGCACAAAUUUCUUGCUUCAGUCGUUGGUCACUCUUACUAG